Molecule: messenger RNA, 3459 nt
Organism: Stegastes partitus (bicolor damselfish)
Lineage: Eukaryota; Metazoa; Chordata; Actinopteri; Pomacentridae
Gene: hells
Product: helicase, lymphoid specific
Exons: 23
Coding region: 261-2822 (853 amino acids)
Biological process (GO): DNA methylation-dependent constitutive heterochromatin formation; pericentric heterochromatin formation; negative regulation of gene expression via chromosomal CpG island methylation
Cellular component (GO): nucleus; pericentric heterochromatin
Molecular function (GO): ATP binding; chromatin binding
Source: RefSeq, a predicted model, not a curated record
CUCUGCAGGGCACUAACGUGUAGUUGAGAUUAGUAUUAUUCUACAUUUUUGUGCAGUUUUAGACAGGAUUUUGCACUUUCGUGCUAAAUCUGCGCUCCUGCAUAUUGAGGAAGUUUCUUAAUAGACGGUUAGUUGUUCCUGAACAAAGUUAGCUUGAGGAACCUGCUUGUGUAACCUCUGUUGGAGCAAAACAUACCUUUUCUAGAAGUUCUUCAGAAACCUUGAAGUCACCUUGUUAACCUGCUUCGCUGUUUUCAACAAUGAGUUGCAUGAAGGAAGAAACUCGAAGUGCCUCCCCUCACUGCCCCAAACCUGAUGAAUCUGAGGAGCCACGGGGCACAGCCAUGGAGACUGGGGCUGCCAAUGAUGUGAGUGCAAAAUCUGAGAAUAUGGCGUCUGAAGUGGUCAUCACUAAGGAAAUGGAGGAAGAAGAGAAGCAGCUAAUGGAGGAAGGGGAGAGGAAAGAGAAGGAAAUGAUGGAAAAGGCCCGGGAGUCGUGGGAGAGGGACUCCCAUGACAUGCGCUUCAAGAGACUGCAGCAUUUGCUUCAGAAGAGCAACAUCUACUCUAAAUUCCUGCUGACGAAAAUGGAGCAGCAACAGAAUGAGGAAAAGCUAAGGAAGGAGAAACUGGAAAAGAAGAAGAAGAUCCAAACCACCACCAGUGCAGAGCCUGAGAAAGACAAAAAGAAGAGGAAGAGGGAUGAAGACUACAAAAUAGCAGAUGUAAUGUCAAAAGAGGAAAUCAUGUCACAAGCUAAGAAGACUAAAGUGGAGGAAGUGGAUGCGGGAUCGGCCCAGAAGAAACUGGAGGCUGAAGAUAUUGAAAAGAUGAGUGAUUCCAACCAAGACAUCAAGAACCGAUUGUCGGAGACGGUGCGAGACAAUGCCAAGCAUCUCCUGCACCCUCACAGGAAGGUGAACGGACUGCCAGUCCCAGUCCAACAGCCACAGCUCUUCACCGGAGGAGUUAUGAGGUGGUACCAGAUUGAAGGCAUCGAGUGGCUGAGGAUGCUGUGGGAGAAUGGCAUCAAUGGGAUCCUGGCUGAUGAGAUGGGACUGGGAAAGACCAUCCAGUGCAUUGCUCACAUUGCCAUGAUGAUAGAAAAAAAAGUGAUGGGCCCCUUCCUGGUGGUGGCCCCACUCUCCACUCUGCCCAACUGGGUCAACGAAUUCAAGCGCUUUGCCCCUGAGGUGUCUGUGCUGCUUUACCAUGGCCCUAAGCCAGAGAGGGCGAAGCUGCUUAAGCAGAUCCGCAGGCCUUUGGGGCCCCUCAGCAUGUGUCCUGUGGUCAUCACCUCCUUUGAGAUCUCCAUGAUUGACAGAAAAUUGCUCCAGCACUUCCAGUGGAAGUACCUAAUAGUGGAUGAAGGCCACAGGAUCAAAAACCUCAACUGUCGGCUGGUACGGGAGCUGAAGAUGCUGCCCACUGACAACAAGUUGCUGCUGACGGGCACACCACUGCAAAACAACCUGGCUGAGCUCUGGUCCCUCCUCAACUUUCUUCUGCCAGAGGUCUUUGAUGACCUCAAGAGCUUUGAAUCAUGGUUUGAUAUCAACUCCCUUGGCGAGGCUGAGAGUGUGGUGGUUGCUGAACGUGAGCAGAACAUCCUGAGCAUGUUGCACCAGAUUCUGACUCCAUUCCUGCUGAGGAGGCUGAAGUCAGAUGUCACGCUGGAGGUUCCACCUAAGAAGGAGAUUGUAGUUUAUGCUCCUCUGACUGCCAAACAGGAGGCCUUUUACACUGCUGUUGUCAACAAGACUAUCACGAAGAUGCUGGGUCAGGAAAAGACCGAGGCUCCUGUGGUAUUAACAUCAAGCGGAAGACCAAAGCGUCGUACUCGAAAAGUAGUAGACUACAAAGAAACGGAUGCAGACACACCAUACAACCUGGAGAAAUAUCUGGAGAGGGUUCGCAAGGAGCUCGAUCAGAGCUCUCAUCCAGUCCUGGAUGUCCAGAGCCCGCUGGAUGCUCAGAUCAACCUGAAGCUGCAGAACAUUCUCAUGUUGCUAAAGAGAUGCUGUAACCACCCUUACCUGGUGGAGUACCCCCUUGACCCCACCACACAGGAGUUCAAGAUUGAUGAGCAGCUGGUGCAGAGCUCUGGAAAGUUUCUCAUCCUGGACAGGCUGCUGCCAGCACUGAAGGAAAGGGGACAUAAGGUACUGAUCUUCAGUCAGAUGACGUCCAUCUUGGAUAUGCUGAUGGAUUACUGCUAUCUGCGGGGAUUUCAGUACAGUCGACUGGAUGGCAGCAUGUCCUACGCUGACAGAGAUGAAAAUAUGACCAGGUUUUCCAAAGAUCCAGAGGUGUUUAUCUUCCUGCUGAGCACCAGAGCAGGUGGACUUGGGAUCAACCUGACAGCUGCUGACACCGUUAUCAUCUUUGACAGUGACUGGAACCCCCAGGCAGACCUACAGGCUCAGGACCGCUGCCACCGCAUCGGGCAAACUAAACCAGUGGUGGUGUACCGCCUGGUCACAGCCAACACCAUCGACCAGAAGAUCCUGGAGAGGGCUUCUGCCAAGAGGAAACUGGAGCAGAUGGUCAUCCACAAGAAUAAGUUCAAAGGUGGGAAAGCAGAGCUGAACCAAAGCAAAAGUUGCAUUGAUCUGGAUGAACUGAGGGAGCUGCUUAAAGCCGGAGGCACUGAGAAGGAAGUGAAAGCUUCAAAGGGGAAGGUGAUCAGUAACAAUGACCUGGAGAUUUUGCUGGAUCGCAGUGACUUGCUGGACAAAGAAAAGGGGAGCAAGAAGAAAGAGAAGGUGGGAGUCUUCAGAGUGGUGGAUGCCAAAGAGCUGACAGAAAUCACGCUGGCCUGAGAAUACUUGGAACAAUGCAAAAAACUAAACUUCCAUCCAGAUGGUUUAUAAUAGCUGUCACUUUCAGAGAACACUUUAAACUGCUGUUUGUAGCUUUGAAUCUGUCUUUCCCAUUCUUAACUGCCUUGAUAGUAUUCUGUGUAAUUGUUUUUUGCUGUUUUGUUGCUAACGUGGUCUAUAGUGUUUAACCCCUGUGCCCUUUUUUUUUUUUUAAGACUGAACUGACUUUGGGGUUUUUGAACACUUAAUUUUAUGGCAAAAGUUAGAAAAACACAAUAGUUCAGAGAGCCUUGAUGCUCCCAGCAGUGGCAUUAAAACUAUCACAUCACUGGUCUGAUUCGUUUACUUUCAGAGGACCAGUUACAUACUGUUCAAUAUGUUUAAGAGAAAAGCCUUUUGCAUGUCAGUGAAAGUGUCCUGUCCUUUAACAUGCACAGCAUGGAUCACUGAAACAAGUGGAAGCUGCAGUGAUGGGAUUAAGUCGGGUUAGUACGCUUCAUUUUUUCUAGUUUGUUCAUUUAAAGCAGAUGAAUCUGUAUUAUCUUUGCCAAGCUGUCCUCAAGGCACAUUUGUGCAUCUGAAGCAUAGUUCUGUCUUUAUAUAAAUAAAGCAAUUUCGCACAUCUCUUGUUUUUCAA